UGCGUCGACGCACACACAUCCGCCUGCUCGCUUCUUCGCGAGUGUAUACGGUUAUUAGAGACACUACCCAAGAAAGUUGAUUAUAAUUAGUUCAAAUUUGACCUUCAGUGUCCAAGAUGAUGGGCGAUAGUCAUUCGAGGCCCCUACAACCAAGGAAGAACCCAAUUUCAGACGAUUAUAGGAUAACGGGCAGUGUUUUGGGGCUAGGGAUUAACGGAAAAGUGGUUGAGUGUUUCUCACGGGCGACAGGGGAAAAGUUUGCGUUGAAGGUGCUCCGAGAUGUCCCCAAAGCGAGGAGAGAGGUCGACCUUCACUUCCGCGCAUGUCAUGGGUGCUGCCACAUAGUUCGUAUUAACGAUGUUUACGAAAACAACUACUCAGGGCAACGAUGUCUUCUGGUUGUCAUGGAGUGCAUGGAGGGUGGAGAGCUGUUUACAAGGAUCCAGGAACGGGCAGACUCAGCAUUCACAGAGAGAGAGGCUGCAUCAGUUAUAUGUGACAUAGCGAAGGCCAUACAGCAUCUUCAUUCCAUGAACAUAGCGCACAGAGACUUAAAGCCAGAAAAUUUGUUGUAUUCAAAGCGUGGUGAUAUGGGAGUGCUAAAGUUGACAGAUUUUGGUUUCACUAAAGAAAUCAGCAACUACAAGUCCUUACAAACACCCUGCUAUACACCAUAUUAUGUUGCACCGGAAGUCCUUGGACCCGAGAAGUAUGACAAGUCAUGUGACAUGUGGUCCCUAGGUGUUAUCAUGUACAUAUUACUUUGUGGUUAUCCCCCCUUCUAUAGUAACCAUGGUGCUGCCAUCUCCCCCGGAAUGAAGAAGCGGAUCCGUAACGGGCAGUACGAGUUCCCCAACCCGGAGUGGAGUCGGGUGUCCACAGAUGCAAAAGAGUUGAUUAGAGGUUUACUGAGAACAGAUCCUGAUCACAGACUGUCUAUAUCAGAGGUGAUGCAGAACAAGUGGAUUAAAAACUACUCAAUGGUGCCGCCAACACCCCUGAUGUCGGCACGGGUGUUGCGAGAGGAGGAAGAUGUCUGGAUGGAUGUGCAGGAGGAGAUGACCAACGCACUGGCCACUAUGAGAGUGGACUAUGACCACUGUUGCAACAUCAAGAACCUAUCUGAUUCCAACAACCCCAUUUUGAAAAAACGACGAACACAAUCAGGCAAGACCAAGGGGGCUGAGGCUUCGUAGACUCAUCUUCCAUCGCCACCUGAAUCAUCAUCCAGCAACAGCCAGCAGGCCGGAACACCACGAGAGAUAUUCAUUUAUUACCCUUAAGGACAUAUUGAGGAGGUAUAUACUAGACAGUGUUGAAGGGCAAAUGGUGCAUGGUUCUGCUGGCAGGUGCUUGGUGGGGAGCAGCCUGUAUGUCGAGGACCAACAUGUAACAUGGGCCUCAUAGUGGGUGGGCAUUUAGGUGACUCCAGUUUUGAUUCUAUGCCAGAUGAAUUUCACAGACCAAUGUCAUAUUUUUUUGGAUUUCCCAGACCAAUAUCGCUCACAAAAAGGGAACAAUUAUCUGACUCCUGGUGAGUUACUUAUAGAUAACAUAAGAACAGGAUCUCGUCGGUGAUAUUUCUUUUUGUUAAGAAGGUAGGAUUAUCUUGGAAGAGGGAUAUGACUUGGUCUGGACUGUUGUGUGAGUCAUCCUGUUGUCAGUGCUCCCAGUCUUCAGCCCCACAUCAAACCGUGACGGCUGAACAGUUAGUAAACUCACUUAUAAACAUCCUGUUUUGUAGAACAUGCUAAACAUUGUUCAGUUCUGCUUGUUAUUGUUAUUCAGUUUUGAAGCUGCAACUUGUGAAGUCAACAUGUUUGUUACAGUGAAAUGUAUUUGUUCUUUUAGGCAUUUUAUGGCAGUUUUGGCAAACAGACAUUUAGUUGAGUGGAUAAGUCUCAGUUGAGGGAAUUAUAAGAUAUAUUUAACACUUAUGGAAUAAUUUUGGCUCUGGGAUGAAGGCCGGAACGGAAAAGGAAAAUUGACAAUGAUAUUUCUUGUUGUCUCCCUUGGACUUCAUACACCAAGCUUUCACUCUGAUUGUUUUCCCACCAAUUGUACGAGAAACUAUUAUGACCUGCCUACACUAUGUGAAAUACCAGCUGAGUCUUGUAUUUGUGUUGGUGGGCUGGCCUUUCCAUGGUAUGCAGAUAUCCCAUACUGAUCUGCUUGUCCCCAAUUGCCUUAUUUGAGAUAUAUGUCAAUGAUGUGAUGUCAUCAGUGUGAUAUCAUCAUGGUGAUGUCGUCUGUGUGAUAUCAUCAUGGUGAUGUCGUCUGUGUGAUAUCAUCAUGGUGAUGUCGUCGGUGUGAUAUCAUCAUGGUGAUGUCGUCGGUGUUAUGACAAGGGGACAACAGACACAUGGUCACACAGCUAUGUUCUUCCAUCGCCUAUUAAGACAUGGACACGUUGCAGGGUGGUUGUGGUCUUCAUGGAGUGCGGCCUCAUGUAAUCAGCUCCUUAAACUAGACACACAUCACCGCUACAAAGUGAAGUGAUUGUAUGUCUUCACAGGUGAUGGAGGAACAUAUUGUCCUGAAUCUGAGGAGUAUAACUUCCUUAAGUGGCAUUUAGAAGCUGGUACAUCUGGACUACUGAUGAUGCCUCAGCCAGGUGUGGCAUUUAGAAGCUGGUACAUCUGGACUACUGAUGAUGCCUCAGCCAGGUGUGGCAUUUAGAAGCUGGUACAUCUGGACUACUGAUGAUGCCUCAGCCAGGUGUAAUGAGCAGUCAGUUUUACAUCCGUGUAUCGUCCAUCUCGACAUAGGACGUUAAAUACGUUAGGUCCACAAGUAGUAGGUUUUACCUGAGAUGAGGAGUUUCACUUGUCGUUAAGCAGGUGGAGGUGCAUAAAAUAUACAUGUAUCUGAGCUGGUGAAAAGUUUUGUACUUCACUGACUGGGUCUUCAGCAGGUAUUGCACACCCAUUAGGGGUGGAACAUGUCCCCCUUUAGCGGAUAUUGUACACCCUGUAGUGGUGGAACAUGUCCCCUUGAGCAGGUAUCGUACACCCAUUAGGGGUGGAACAUAUCCCCCUUUAGCGGGUAUCGUACACCCAUUAGGGGUGGAACAUGUCCCCCUUUAGCGGGUAUCGUACACCCAAUAGGGGUGAAACAUGUCCCCCAUGAGCAGGUAUCGUACACCCUGUAGUGGUGGAACAUGUCCCCCUGUAAAACACCAGCUUUAAUGUUUCACUCUCUUGCAUUUGUCUCCAUGAAUGACCUUGAAGCUGUUACAUCUGUUACUGGGACAAUGUUCAGUGUCUAGAUCUUUGACAGGUCAUAAGUUUGUUAAUGUUUGUUACUACUGAUUGUCUUUGUGCCAAGAUCGUUAUAAGUGUUAGACUGUCACAAGAUGGUUAUCAUCCAAGGGAGUUGUAUGGCCUCAGUGCUACUGCAGCUUUGUGAAAUUUGGCCAGAAACAUGGCACAGAAAAUGUCACCCUUUUAGAAUCAGAAGUGGAUAUGUUAAUAAUUCUCACCAUCUGUACAAACUGUUCAACUGUUUGUAUUUCAAAUACCUCCAUCACAAAUCAGUAACGAACAUCAAGGUCAUUCAUGAUAUUUGAAUGAAAUUAUUAUUUGGUUCAACUUGGUAAGUUUGUAGGCUGUCUAUGAUUUGUUAUCACAUGCAGACUGGUGAGAUAUCUUUUAGCAAAAUGUUUUAUGAUCAUGAAGAUUUGUUAUGUAGAUGUUUGUGUACAUGUGUUCUUGUGAGUUACGUGCCUUGUGUGUUUGUUAGAGUGAUUUUACCAUCAUGUAUAUCAUUUUACCAAACUGAGUAAGAAAGGUUUCAAUCUUGACAUUUUCAGAAUGAUAUUGUGAUUCUUUGAUGAUGAUUUCAAAGCAGAAAUUGUAUCAGUAAUUUUGUAUUGAAAAUGACAAAUACCGUGUUCUGUGAAAUCAUCAGCGUGUUUCAGGUGAAAACAACAUGCAUUUAGUACACAUAUCUGUUUCCACUGUGAAACAUCAGGCCACCACUGUUUAACUGAAAUGUACUUUAAAUAAGGAUCCGUUUUAGUUUUCUCCUCAACAGGACCUUUGAUAAAUUACCAGUGAUAUUGUUUAGGAUAUUACAGUUAAAUACAGGCUUGGUAUAAUUUGUGUACAGGUUGUAUUAUUGUGAUUCUCUUCAGUCGAUCAUCCUGUUGGGGAUAACUUACAGACACCUGUCUAACGUUCUAGGGUUGUACAAAAAUGUCAUACAUACAGUUAUUUGUUUUUUCCUUGAAGGAAUGAUAUAAUCUUAACAAUGUGAUUCAACUUUGACGCAGUGGUAACAUUGUUAUUUUGACUUCAUUAUCAACACUGGACUGUCUGCUAAACAGACAGGAGAGGUCUGUAAUUGUACAAAGAUUUCUAUAAACAGUAAUUGUGUUUAUGAUUAACUGUAAAUAAUGUGUCUGACGUAGGACUGUAUUGUUUAUUCUCAGUGGUAUAUGUUUACCCAUUCAUGAUAUCAAGAUUCUUAGAAUAAACAGAUCACGGGGUAUUGCUGGCCAGUUCAUAGCACGGGUUGUGUUGUCCUCUUUAAAAGAGUCUAUGUAUUACUGAAUGAGACAGAUUCCUAUACAGAGUCAGAGAGGAGUUGAUGAAGUUCAGUAGUCUGUUAUAUCUUCUAAAGAAUCAGCAAUGAGAACCUUGUAAGAAGUGGGGUACUCUGUCUUCAUGUUAGUGUGAAAUAUAAACCAUUGAGUGAUCAACACAUCUUAAAAGAAUCUUAAAUAUUUUUUCUUAUCUUACAUUUUCCUGGAUAUUAAGCCUAACAGUGAACUUGUGAACAAUGGGAAAGUGUGUAAGUUCUAUUGUCACUUCGUUACUGAAUCUUGAGUGUCAUGGUAUCACGAAUGGUGUAGACAUUCUGUCAGCUGUACAACGUGUAUUGCUCGUGUAAUAUAUACAGAGAUAUGUAGAUCCGUGCUGCCACAGUUACGGCUCUUUCUUUAACAAUGAAAACUAUACUGUUAAACUAUGUAACUCUUUCAAUAAUACCUUGGAAAAUCUACAGUCAUGUUAAACACUGGUUCUGGCUCUUGACGAAACUGAGAAGUAAUGCUCAUAUAUAUAAGGCUGAUGAAAAGUGCCCUGAAUCAUGGAUAUUAAGAAUCAUCACAAUGUAGCCUAAACUUGGAACAGCUAAUAUCUGUACCAUAGAUAAUAAAACAUGACUGUGUUUA
Molecule: messenger RNA, 5176 nt
Organism: Haliotis rubra (blacklip abalone)
Lineage: Eukaryota; Metazoa; Mollusca; Gastropoda; Lepetellida; Haliotidae
Product: MAP kinase-activated protein kinase 2-like
Exons: 10
Coding region: 117-1196 (359 amino acids)
Biological process (GO): peptidyl-serine phosphorylation; protein autophosphorylation; intracellular signal transduction
Cellular component (GO): cytoplasm; nucleus
Molecular function (GO): ATP binding; calmodulin binding; mitogen-activated protein kinase binding
Source: RefSeq, a predicted model, not a curated record